Molecule: messenger RNA, 528 nt
Organism: Dermacentor andersoni
Lineage: Eukaryota; Metazoa; Arthropoda; Arachnida; Ixodida; Ixodidae
Source: RefSeq, a predicted model, not a curated record
UUUGGGCUCUAAUGUUUGGACAUUCUCUACCAGCUCCGAAACAAUAAAUUCAAUGUCACUCGUCGUAGAGGGAGUCGACUCUCACGUUACCUUUGCACGUGAGCUGCUCUACAAAAAUGAAGAAUCAUCUUGUGGUGUAAUUAAGGAAGUUUACUCUAUUUCCUACGAGGAGUUUCGUAAAACAGAGGAAUAUCGUGCACUGAGCGAAGAAGAUAAAUUGCACCACGAAGACGUACGUGAAGAGAAUUACAGUCUCAUGGCGAUCGGAAGGGACCUUAAUUCGUCGAUGGAGCAAUGUAAAACAGAAUACGUAAAACACGCCAAGAAUUACCAGACGCUUUUUAAUAACGGGUGCAGAUUUAGGAUAAAAUCGAAGCAGUGAUGCGUGGCACUUUUAAGGUCGCAAAAAGAGCUCUAUACUGUGAAAUAAAAUCCACAAAAAAAGACGCAUACAAAGUUCUUGGAUACUGCACUAUAUGCCCGCUAUAAUAAUAAUGCUUCUAAACAAAUACUAAUAAACCACGAAGC